Messenger RNA from Schistosoma spindalis, 3399 nucleotides. Lineage: Eukaryota; Metazoa; Platyhelminthes; Trematoda; Strigeidida; Schistosomatidae. The record is from the annotation of a GenBank genome assembly.
AUGAUGGAAGAAGUUCAUGAACUUGACAAAAUGAACAAUGGACGUGAUCAUAUACCAGUUGUACAGCUGAAGAAAACUAUUGGACUUGCAAGCAGUAUAACAAUCAUAGUUGGUUCUAUGAUUGGGUCUGGAAUAUUCGUUAGUCCAACUGGAAUUAUGGAAAAUGUUCGUAGUAUUGGAGCAAGUCUUAUUAUAUGGGUUGCUUGUGGACUUUUCAGUAUGUUGGGAGCGUACUGUUAUGCUGAACUAGGAACCAUGAUUCAUCGAUCUGGAGGAGAUUAUAUAUACGUUUAUGAGGCUUUUGGCCCAUUUCUUGGUUUUCUUCGAUUAUGGUCAGAAGUGGUUGUUGCCAGACCUGCAUCUGUUGCAAUAAUGUCCAUGACAUUUGCAAAAUAUAUUGCACAACCAAUUUUUCCUGAUUGUGAUCAACCUGAAGGUGCAAUACGUCUUUUGGCGGCAGUGUGUAUUAUUUUAUUAAGUUUUAUCAAUGCCUUCUCUGUACGAAUGUCUACAUUUGUUCAAGAUAUAUUUACUUAUGCAAAAGUAGCUGCUUUAAUUAUGAUUAUUAUUACUGGAUUUGUACAAAUUGGUUUUGGCAAAGUCGAUGGACUUGUUGGCGCAUUUGAUAAUUCUGACUGGAGUCCAGGUGCAAUAACUAAAGCAUUUUAUGUUGGAUUAUUUGCAUAUUCUGGUUGGAAUUAUUUAAAUUGUAUGAUUGAAGAAAUGAAUAAUCCCCGCCGUGAUUUACCAUUGGCUAUAAUUAUUUCUUGUCUUCUCGUAACAUUCAUAUACACCAUGGCUAAUGUAGCCUAUGUGACAGUAGUCUCACCUUAUGAAAUACUUACUACACCAGCUGUAGCCAUUACAUUUUCUUUAAGAAUUUAUGGUGUAAUGUGGUGGAUUAUGCCUAUAUUUGUAGCAUUAUCUACAUUUGGUGGUGUUAAUGGUACAGUAAUGACAACAUCACGUAUGUUUUUUGUAGCAAGUCAAGUAAAUCAAAUGCCUAAAUUAUUAUGCUUUUUACAUAUGGAUAGAAUGACACCAAUUUCAGCUGUUGUAUUUACAGCGGGGUUUACUACUACUACUACUACUACUACUACUACUACUACUACUACUACUACUACUACUACUACUACUACUACUACUACUACUACUACUACUACUACUACUACUACUACUACUACUACUACUACUACUACUACUACUACUACUACUACUACUACUACUACUACUACUACUACUACUACUACUACUACUACUACUACUACUACUACUACUACUACUACUACUACUACUACUACUACUACUACUACUACUACUACUACUACUACUACUACUACUACUACUACUACUACUACUACUACUACUACUACUACUACUACUACUACUACUACUACUACUACUACUACUACUACUACUACUACUACUACUACUACUACUACUACUACUACUACUACUACUACUACUACUACUACUACUACUACUACUACUACUACUACUACUACUACUACUACUACUACUACUACUACUACUACUACUACUACUACUACUACUACUACUACUACUACUACUACUACUACUACUACUACUACUACUACUACUACUACUACUACUACUACUACUACUACUACUACUACUACUACUACUACUACUACUACUACUACUACUACUACUACUACUACUACUACUACUACUACUACUACUACUACUACUACUACUACUACUACUACUACUACUACUACUACUACUACUACUACUACUACUACUACUACUACUACUACUACUACUACUACUACUACUACUACUACUACUACUACUACUACUACUACUACUACUACUACUACUACUACUACUACUACUACUACUACUACUACUACUACUACUACUACUACUACUACUACUACUACUACUACUACUACUACUACUACUACUACUACUACUACUACUACUACUACUACUACUACUACUACUACUACUACUACUACUACUACUACUACUACUACUACUACUACUACUACUACUACUACUACUACUACUACUACUACUACUACUACUACUACUACUACUACUACUACUACUACUACUACUACUACUACUACUACUACUACUACUACUACUACUACUACUACUACUACUACUACUACUACUACUACUACUACUACUACUACUACUACUACUACUACUACUACUACUACUACUACUACUACUACUACUACUACUACUACUACUACUACUACUACUACUACUACUACUACUACUACUACUACUACUACUACUACUACUACUACUACUACUACUACUACUACUACUACUACUACUACUACUACUACUACUACUACUACUACUACUACUACUACUACUACUACUACUACUACUACUACUACUACUACUACUACUACUACUACUACUACUACUACUACUACUACUACUACUACUACUACUACUACUACUACUACUACUACUACUACUACUACUACUACUACUACUACUACUACUACUACUACUACUACUACUACUACUACUACUACUACUACUACUACUACUACUACUACUACUACUACUACUACUACUACUACUACUACUACUACUACUACUACUACUACUACUACUACUACUACUACUACUACUACUACUACUACUACUACUACUACUACUACUACUACUACUACUACUACUACUACUACUACUACUACUACUACUACUACUACUACUACUACUACUACUACUACUACUACUACUACUACUACUACUACUACUACUACUACUACUACUACUACUACUACUACUACUACUACUACUACUACUACUACUACUACUACUACUACUACUACUACUACUACUACUACUACUACUACUACUACUACUACUACUACUACUACUACUACUACUACUACUACUACUACUACUACUACUACUACUACUACUACUACUACUACUACUACUACUACUACUACUACUACUACUACUACUACUACUACUACUACUACUACUACUACUACUACUACUACUACUACUACUACUACUACUACUACUCUCAAACUAGAAAGAAAUGAUCAUUCAGAACUCAUUUAUUGUCAAUACUUCUUUUAUUGGUAUAAGUUAAUAAUAAUAAAUCUCUUUAUUGUUUAUCGAAACUAUUGUAUAACAUCAUUAUGUUAUCUACUUGUUGGUGAUAUUUAUUCAUUAAUAACCUAUCUUGGAUUUGUCCAAUGGCUUGCAAUUGGUUCAUGUGUAUUCAUUGUAAUUGUAUUUCGAAUAACUAGACGACAUCAUCCACGUCCUGUGAAAGCACCAAUUUUAUUUGCAAUCAUUUAUGUUCUCAUCACUUUAUUCUUAGUGAUAUUUGCAUUUGUUGCUGCACCAACUGAAUCAUGUAAGAAAAAAAAAAUCAAUCAAUAA